UACGACUCGGCUCAGAUCCGAACUGGUCGCUAUAGUCACCCAGGAGAGGCGGGAUCUGGGGUCUUGGCAGGGGUUGUUGUCUGCGGCUUUUGACUGAUACGGGUCCAAGUCUGUAGUGGGCGACCAGGAAACAAUUUCAGGAUGCCAGAGAAUUCAGAUGAUUUUCCAUGGGUUUUCAUCAACAAUGUGGACAGUGCUCUCGGCUCCCUGAAAAACUGUGAAGCUUAUAUUGUUACAGGAAUGCAAAGUGUCACUAACACUGCCCUGGAUCUUGUGGUAACUCAGACUGAUACAGGUGAUGAUUACAAUAUGGAAAAUUUGAUGGCUGAAUAUAUUGAAAUGGAUCGAGAUAUGAACCAGUAUAUAAUGGCAGUUGAAGCUACAUUAAAUGAGGUAAAAGAUAAAAAUUACCAAAAUGUAACCCCAAAUCUAAAAGCAUUAGCUGAAGAGAAAUUAGUGGCUUUGAAAAGUAACAACAAAGAAGAUGACUUGAAAAAAGACCACAGAUUUGUGCAGUUUCGCCAACAGCUGAGAGAUGUGAAAAAGCAAUGUGGACUCCUUGUAGAUACAACAGAUGAUGACUCAGAAGAACAAAUAGAUGAAGAUAUGAUUGUGACCCAAAGUCAGACCAACUUCAUUUGUCCCAUUACUCAGUUGGAAAUGAAGAAACCAGUGAAAAAUAAAGUAUGCGGACACACCUAUGAAGAGGAAGCCAUUAGAAGAAUCAUUGAGUCGAAACACAAAAGAAAGAAAAAGGCAUGCUGCCCCAAAGUUGGUUGUAGUCAUGCAGAUGUAAAGCUGACAGAUCUUGUGCAAGAUGUAGUACUCAGAAGAGCCAUCGAAAACCACAGAAGAAUGGCCAACAGUCAGAACAAAUAGAGACAAUGCAGAUGUCUACAGCUCAUGUGUUCUCAUUUAGGAAAGAAGGUCCAUCAGUGUCUAUUGAAAUCACUUACUUUUUGUAAGCUGAUUAGAACAGGUUGUUUAUUUCAUUUGCAGAUAAAAUUAAAGAUUUCAAACAUAAUCAAAAGCAUUUUAACUGCCAAGUAACAACUUUCUUUAAAUUUUUCCUCUUUAAAACUUUGUUAAAUAAACUUAUUUCUUUAUAGUUUUCUUAUUUGGUGAAUUUUUCAAAAGAUGUAGACAUUCACAUAAAUGGCUUUUUGUCUUUCAAAGUAUUUAGUAUUUAGACUGCAUUGUGACUUCUAAUCCUUCAUCCCCUCAAUUCUUUUCAUAAUCCCAUGCUGGCUAUUCUCUCUUCCCCUUCACCCCUUGGUGACCCAUUUCUUCUCUAUACUGUCCAUUUCUCCCAAGCACUUUCCCCCUUAUGCUACUAAAGAUCUUGCUCUCCCACUAUCUUUUCUGUUUUCCCUGCUACUUAACUUGAUGCUGAACAGAGCUGGAGAAAAUUAUGAAAACAUGCCACCUAGGUCCUUUACCAAUUUGUUAUAUAUUCUUAACUGGAUCCUCACUGCUGCUAGGCAAUUAUUUUAUACCUUCCACAUUUAUUCUUUAUUCCAUUUACCACAGCAGCUUUUCCAAACCUUUUUAUUUUACCCCAAACCUCCCCUGUAUCUCUGCCCUUCACCUUUUCAGCUCAGAACUUUGCCUGGUAUUUCACUGAAAAAACAAGAUAUUUACUAAGCUCCUUAUCUUCUUUUCAUCUCAUGACACUCAAAUAACUUCUACCACUAUUUCUUGCUUCACCUGUCUCACUCAAAAAGGUGGCUUUUCUUGACAAAGCUAAUCCUUUUUCAUGCCCGAGCAUUCCUAUUCCAUCCCAUCUUCUACAGCAGAUUUCCCUCUCUGUCACUAAUGUUCAAUUUCUUCCUCUCUACUAGCCGAUUCCCUAAAAUCUACAAAACUCUAAUGGGCUUUCUCAAUUCUUAUCCUCUGCACUUCUUUCUCUCUUUAAUAUAUCCCUUGGAUGUAUUGGAUGAGAUCAUCAGCUUUAAGAGAUUCCUCUAUACGUAUAAUUCUUGGAUCUAUUUAUUCUACUUGAAACUCUCUUCAUAUCUACUUUCAAAUCUCCAUCUGUUUAUUAGACAUCUCAAAAUGGAUAUCCUAUAGAUAUCUUCAGUUCAAAAUGUCCAAAGCUGAACUCAUUAUUGUAACUCCAGAAUCCUCCCUCUUCCAUCCAACUGGAGGAUGGCACCACCAUCUUCCCAGUCUCUCAGUCUCACAACUUUAACUCCUCACUCUCUUGCCUAACCCUAUUCAAUAUUUGAUCAGUUUUCUCUCUCGUACUCGGACACUUCCACCUCCAUGAAACAGGCCUUAUCACUUCAUUUCUAGACUAUUACAAUAACCUGCUAGUUGGUCUGCUUGCCACAAGUCUCUCCCCACUCCAGUCCACCCUCCAUUCAACUUUCAUAUUGCUUUUCCUUUUUUUCUCUUUAAAAAAAAAUUAUUUUUCCCUGAUCAUAUGUAAAAACAAUUUUAAACAUUUUAUUUAAUGUUUUGAGUUCCAGUUUCUCUUAUUCCUACCCUUCCAUCCUCCCAAUUGAGAAGACAAGUAACAUGAUACAGGUUAUACAUGAUCAGUCAUGCAAAGCAUAUUUCCAUAUUAAUCCUGUUGUAAAAGGAAACACACAAGAAAAAUUAAAUUUAAAAAAAAGGAUUCUUCAAUAGUCAGAAUGCAUAUGCAUUCUGGACCCAAUUGUUUCUCUAGAAAUGGAUAGUAUUUUUCAUUAUAAAAUCUUUGGAAUUGUCUUGGAAUUUUGUAUUGCUGAGAAUAGCUAAGUCAUGCACAGUUGAUCAUACAAUAUUGUGUUCUCCCAAUUCUGCUUAUUUUACUUUGCAUCAGUUCAUCUAAGUCUUACCAAAUUUUUCUAAGAGCAUCUGCUCAUCCUUUCUUAUAACAAAUAGCAUUCCAUCACAAUCAUAUACCACAACUUGUUCAGCCAAUCCCCAGUGGACCUCCCCUCAUUUUCCAAUGUCCAGAGUUGGGAGAUAAAAAAAUACUGCUAUAAAUAUUUUUGUACAAGUGAGUCCCUUUCCUUUUUGUUUUUUUGUGUCUUUGUGAUACAGACUAAGUAGUGGCAAACUACUCUUCCUAAAGCACAGGUCUGACCAUGUCAGCCCCUUUCCUGUCCAAUCAACUUCAGUGGCUAUCAAAGCUUUUGACUCUUAAAAUCCCCCCAUAACCAGGAUCCUUCCUACAUUUCCAGUUUCCUUAUUUAGUAGUCUAUUCCAUAUACUCUGUGAUCCAGUAAUUCUAGCCUUUUUGCUGUUCUUCAUGUAAGACACUUUACCUCCCAACUCUGGACAUUUUCACUGGCUCUCUCCCAUUCCUGGAAUUCUCUCUCUCCUCUUCAACUUUUCAUUUCCUUGGUUUCUCUCAAGUUCUAGCUAAAACUUCACCCUCUGCAAGAAGCCUUUCCCAGUCCCCCAUAAUGCCUUUCCUUAGUUAACUAUUCUGAUUUAUCAUAUUUAUAUCUUGUUUGUACAUAGUUGCUUGAGUGUUCUCUCUCCCAAUAGACUAUCUUCUUGAGAGAAGAGAUUAGUUUUGCUUUUCUUUAUAUCCCCAGUGCUUAGUCCAGUGCCUGUGAAAGUGCUUAAUAGAUAGUUGACAUGUACACCAUUGGUAGUUGGUGUUGCAAAUGUUUUUAUGUAUCAUUGUUAUGGGUCAGAACUUUGUACUUAAAAAAGUAUUCUUACAAGAUGCUAACUCAGUGGAAUUGAUAAAGACAAUGGUUAUCUAGUUUAGCAUGGUGAUUAAUAGUUCUCUAGUUCAGUACAUGUACUUAGUACUUAAUAUAGUUCUACAAGAUUAAACCUAUGAUGAUGUAAUUAUAAUAGAGUAUAUAAUAGCCAGCAAGGACUGAGAAACAAAUUCAUUUCCAUCAUUCACCUUUGUGGUGGCUAAAGGCUGAAGCACAACUCCUCAGACUCAGAAAGAUUCAUUUCGUCUUCAUCAGCCUCGUGGUGGCUGGCCUGGCCUCCUGCACUUCUCCACUGAAACCAAGGACCUCCAGAAAACUAGCUGAAGCCCCAGGCAAGGAGACAAAGACUUUGAAGGAGAUAAUAAAGGAUUUGGAUUUUAAA
Molecule: messenger RNA, 4047 nt
Organism: Antechinus flavipes (yellow-footed antechinus)
Lineage: Eukaryota; Metazoa; Chordata; Mammalia; Dasyuromorphia; Dasyuridae
Gene: NSMCE2
Product: NSE2 (MMS21) homolog, SMC5-SMC6 complex SUMO ligase
Exons: 7
Coding region: 142-879 (245 amino acids)
Biological process (GO): protein ubiquitination; protein sumoylation; double-strand break repair via homologous recombination
Cellular component (GO): Smc5-Smc6 complex; nucleus
Molecular function (GO): ubiquitin-protein transferase activity; zinc ion binding; SUMO ligase activity
Source: RefSeq, a predicted model, not a curated record